CGUACGUGCACUUCCGGUACGUGACUGUGGGAACAAGUAGCAACAGCGAAAUCACGGCACGACCGACACGUUUGAAACUACCGCUACGCUCAUAAUCUAAAUGCACUGCGUUUAUGCCUCCAGUAUUCCUACCGUAUCAGCGUCGUCUGCAACCGUGGUGACGAUGGUCCGAUGAUCACUCCAUCCAGUCGAUUGGAGAUCAGCUGUGUCCUUCAUUGGUUUAAUCUCUGGAAUCCUACACAGAGAGAGGAGUUUCUGCAAUCCUUAGUGGCGCAAGUUGUGCCCAUCACGCGGCUUUCAGAUCCAUCAGGUGUACUGGCAAACGGUCUGGGCUCCCUGUCCCUCAGCUGCAACGAGUCUCCGUCAGUACUGCGCUGUCAGCUGGGUCUGUUUGAGACCUACUUUCAAACCUGGGACCAUCCUAGCAAGCAAGCUUUCCUGCGGCUCCUGAGCGAACGGGACGAGCGCUUUGUGGAGAGGUUUCACAACCAGUUGCGCUUCUACGGAAUCACUCUUUGAACCAAGCAGAUGCCGAGCAACAAGGGGCCGCCGUGCCGUACCCAUGACCAAAUGGACUACCUAGUCACCUGGUUUCGAGAGUACAGCGAGCUGCAGCGCGACGACUUCCUCAAGGUCCUCGUCGAGAAGUACGCCCCCAACAGCCCCGACGACUACCUCGCGGACACGCUCAACCACAUUGGGGUGUCGGACCGCGCCCCUUCCAUAUUCCAGUGCAGGAUGAAGCUCUUCGACGAGUGGUUCCAGAACUGGAGCGACGAGGAGAAGGCCGGAUUCCUGGACCGGCUGAGGCACGAGGACGCGGACUUUGUGGCGCGCUACGACCGGGUCGCCUCGGCCGAGCCGGGGGAGCCCGUCGUUCCCGCCGCGGACGUCGAGGAUGCGGGGCCUUUAUCGGCGACGGUUGUAAUAGUUAACGGGAAUGUGGGUGAGGAAGAGGAAGAAGUGAGAUACGUGGAAAAUGAUGAGAAGUUAGAAAAGGAAGAGGAAGCGGUCGCGGAAGAGCAGGCGUCAGUUGAGUAGCGUGAGACUGCGAGAUUUCUUGCGUACCGCGACAAAGGGAAUGCUGCGGAAUUUGCAUUUCACGCGUUUCGUUCGAAUGUGCUUGUCUUGUCUUGGCUUGGCUGGUCUGACUUACUGUUCUAAGUUUAAUAUUAUUUCGGGGGGGGGGGGGGGGCAUAGCCCUAUUCUAACAGACGAAGCGUUGUGUCAGUGUGCAGUGCAGCACUACACAAGGUGGAUGGAAAGUAAUGCGUUAUCUGUUAGCACAUGUGCGACACAUUUCUGUGAACAAGUUGACGAGACUAUUUUGCGUUACAUUUUGGUUGAGCGGUGCAGCUGUUUUUGUCGCCGAUUAGCUUAUCUCUGGGCUAGGGUACAGUCAUCAUAUCAUAUAUACCACUGUGGUAAUUACCAUUGUCGUAAUUAUGCUUUGGGAACCGAGAGGUGCAUUCCAUAUUGGUGAAGGAUUUUGUGCAAUUUGCACUGUCAUCACCUGCAUGUAAUAGUAUAUUUUUGUACGAACAUUUCUUCCUUUUUUUUCUUUUUUUUUCACGCACUGGUAUCACAUAGUUUUUUGUCAGAACUUGGGCAGCUUUGUAACCUAUGAUUAGAUUAUACUUCCAUGGGUAAAGUUGAUUUUGCAUCUAGGUAGUUCUUUUUGAGUUUUGUGUAAUUUGAUAUAAAUAUGGUAGAUAAUUUACCUAAUGCAUGAUGACCAAUUUUGUGGUAUAAUGUUCACUUUCAGAUGUCACAGCUUUCAUCGUGUGUAUCACCCAUAACAAUGCAUUGCGUAGGGAUAUUUAUGGUAGGAACGUUUUCUUUCGAUAUAUUUCAGCAUGAAUACCAGUAUGUACCAUUGGUGAGCAGUACGAAACCAAUGGUACAUCACAAGAGAAAGACUCGGAUAGUGCCAAAAAAGGAUGACAUUUUGGUGUCGAAUGUAUGUGAGGGGCGUUUAGUGUUAGAAGUUUUGAUUGUUCUGUUCUGUUCUUGAAUGUGGGAUUCAGGGCAUAGUACAUUCCGGAUCUUCUUUUUUUUAUAUCUAUACUAUUGUUACUGUGGUGCUUGCAUCCAGACUAAAAAUAUUCAGGUGCAGUUUUUCCUUUUGCUCAGGGAAAUUUAUUUAAAUCAUUCCAACUACAGAUAGCCACUGCAUCUUUUUUUUUUUAGGCAGCACUAAUUUUUUGUGGGCAGCUUCUCCGUGUAUUCUAUGACGAACCACCUACCGUGUGACGCAGAACCGACACAAGGUGAGCCACUUGCAGAUUCAUUUUUUUUUGUCUCUCAUUGGCUCGCUCUUGAAAAGCAACCAAAAUGGGGCGUGUGAAAGGGCAAACUGCCUAUGAGUUGUGUGUGGACCAGCAAAAUGCAUAACUGAUGUGUCGUAGAACCGACAGAAUUUUACGGAGACCAUCUCCGCAAGCAGUGUCCAGUGUCCUCACUACUGCUGCGACAUAAUAACCUGCAUUUAAUGAAGGCUUUUCUACAAAUAAAUUUUUCAGAGCAAUA
This is a messenger RNA of Ornithodoros turicata, 2529 nucleotides long. RefSeq lists its product as uncharacterized. Lineage: Eukaryota; Metazoa; Arthropoda; Arachnida; Ixodida; Argasidae. The record is from RefSeq and is a predicted model, not a curated record. The coding region runs from base 529 to 1041 and encodes 170 amino acids. The transcript is spliced from 4 exons.